ACCCACAAUCCGGUCCUCCCGCAGCGUCACUUCCGGUAGGAUUGUUUGCACCUCGCGCAUCAACCUACUAGCCGUCCGUCAUAUCUCCAGGUUCGGUGAAGGUUUUACACUGAGCAGGCAGCCAUGGCCAACCAACAGAUGGAUAUCUUAUCAGCGGUUUUGGAGCAGUCGGCCAAGCUGAUGGAGGAGCAGGUGGAUGCACAGUUGAGCAAACUGAGUGAAAUGGAUGAAGAUGAAUUGGAUAGACUGAAGGAACGGCGGUUGGACGCACUCAAAAAAGCCCAGAAACAGAAGCAGGAGUGGUUGUCUAAAGGCCAUGGGGAGUACAGAGAAAUCUCAAGUGAGAAGGACUUUUUCGGCGAGGUGAAGGAAAGCAAGAAUGCCGUCUGCCACUUCUACAGAAGUUCCACCUUCAGAUGUAAGAUCAUCGACAAACAUCUGACCAUCUUGGCAAAGAAGCACGUUGAGACCAAAUUUAUCAAACUGAAUGUAGAAAAGGCCCCAUUUCUGACGGAGAGGCUGCGCAUCAAGACCAUUCCCACUCUGGCUUUGCUGAUAGAUGGAAAAACAAAGGACUACGUGGUUGGAUUCACUGACCUGGGAAACACAGAUGACUUUUCCACAGAGAUGCUUGAGUGGAGGCUUGGCUGUUCAGGUGUUAUUAACUACAGUGGUAACCUGAUGGAUGCCCCCACAGCAGGGAAGAAGUCCGGCUCAAAGAUUACGAAAGUGGAGAAGAAAACCAUCAGAGGCCGAAGUAACGACUCUGAUUCUGAUUCUGGAGACGACUGAAAUGCGCUGAUGCUCGUCUGGUUUUCUCUCGGGGCUACAUCUUAAAAAUCAAAUGUCCAGCAGACAGCCCGCAUUAAAUUGUAGAGGAUAUGUUUCACUGAGCCACUGCUCCAGUCAUCUAUCGCAUGUCUCUUAGCCUCACUGUGUUGCUGUUGAUGUUGUCUUUACUUUCAGAAUUCAGAAAGUUUUCUCUUGAAUUACAGGUGUGCUCAUUUAGUUUUUCCCCUGUUUAUUUCAUGUGUUUUCUUGUAACUGUGUCUCAUGUUAGAAUAGAAACCAUUAAUAAGAGUAAGUCAUUGGAGUGCCAUGAUUAUCUUUCAGCAUCAGAUCACAUUUUCACACGUGGCAUUUCCUUGUAGCAAGAGUCUCAACCAAUCCAGAGUUAAUAAAAAGUGUAAAAGGAA
Hippoglossus stenolepis (Pacific halibut) is the source of this 1196-nucleotide messenger RNA. It is a transcript of the gene txndc9, whose product is annotated as thioredoxin domain containing 9. The coding region runs from base 124 to 792 and encodes 222 amino acids. The record is from RefSeq and is a predicted model, not a curated record. Gene Ontology annotation, biological process: microtubule cytoskeleton organization. The transcript is spliced from 5 exons. Lineage: Eukaryota; Metazoa; Chordata; Actinopteri; Pleuronectiformes; Pleuronectidae. Gene Ontology annotation, cellular component: cytoplasm.